AAAACUUGAAAUUCAGGUUCUUUUUCCACAGAGUUUGGUUGAUGAUGAUUACGGGUGAUAGUGGUGAUGGUAAAGGUGGUUGUGGUGGUGUGUACUACUGAACACUUGGUCUGUUUUCGCAGUGAAGCCCUAUGAGCUGCGCUUCAUCGUGGAUUACUGGUGGUUUUUUAUGGAAAAGGUGGCAGCCCUGCGAUGACGUCAUCGGCGGAAGUGGAGCACACGGAUUCACACGGACUUUUAACGAGUUCAACAAACUGCAAGCUGCUUCCCCUCCUCCUCCUCGCCUCACCUCGAGUUUAAAAUCUGCGUCGAUCUUUUGGACGUCGUUUUUUUUUUUUGUUGAUGUUCCUGGAAAAAAAAAAAAUUGCAUAUAUUUCUACGGACAUUUCUGUAACCUUAUGGAGUGAGAGCUGACCGUGCGUGCUGGCGCGCGCGGUUCCCCAACUACAAUCCGGUGUGUUUUUUGCGGUGCGGAUCUGCUCGGCGCGCGACCAACUUUUGUGUUUGAUAAGUUCGCGAACUCGUUCUUGAGUAUCAUUUAGUUUGCUUUGAACCAUAACUAUUUUUUUGCAAAAAACAAAACAAAGGAAAGGAAAGUAACUUUUGAGCAAAGCGUGAUCAGAUUUCCUGAAGUUUGUAUGUCCUGUGUUUGGCUGCAGCUGUCUCCUCACCGCGCAGGAGUCUAGCUAUUUAAAAAAAACCAACAACGAAGAGGCAAAGAGAAAAACGACAUGGAAUACAGCCAGCAGUGGCAGCCAGCCUACAGAAAUUUCUGCUCGAGUUGAAGUUUCUGUAUAAUAGAUUGUAAUAGACUGGGAGCUUCGAGCGACUCAAUGGCACCGAGUCGUAAAACGAGCCAAUUGGAAAACAAAGGAAGGAUCCCGGAGCGCGUCUCAGGACUGAUUCAUGUGCAGCACACAAAGCCAUGGCGCAUCCCAGUCUAAAUGUGGACACCAAGAUUCCAGCAUGACCUAAAACGUUGUGCGUAAUUCCCUAAAUUAAUUGCAUUUAAUGUGCGUUUGUCGAAAAAACACAAGAAUAAUCAUUUAUGUAUCUGUAGACAAACAAACAAACUGUGCCGCUUUCCGAGGCUUCAUUAACUCCACUCCUGUGCAACAUAAGAACAAGCUGGAAAUGUCUCCUAGCAGCUGCUGUACGCUUUUAUUAGCGUUUGUACUGCUCGGGACUGCAAACUGGGCAGCUUCGCAAGAAUGUAAAUACUAUGAAGAACGACAGAAAACCACCGGUCGUUCAGGGACAGCAGAGAAGAAGGUUGUGUGUAGCAACAUGGAGCUCCAGCAGGUUGUGCCUGUCACUUCUUUCCCCAACAGUACAGUCACACUGCUCUUAAGCACCAAUAAAAUCCAAGAACUCCUAAAUGGUUCCUUCGUCGGCCUGGCUAUGCUUGAGAGACUGGACAUAAAGAAUAACAUCAUCUCCCGCAUUGAACCAGGAGCCUUUCUCGGACUUACUUCUCUAAAAAGACUAGAUUUGUCUAAUAAUCGUAUUGGUUGCCUCAAUGUGGAUAUAUUCAAAGGACUUACGAAUCUGGCUAAACUCAACCUUUCAGGGAACAUGUUUUCAUCUCUUGCUCAAGGGAUCUUCGACAGCCUUGUCUCUUUAAAAAACCUGGAUUUCCAGAGCCCUUUUCUGCUGUGUGACUGUAACCUGCAAUGGCUGGUGCGCUGGAUUAAAGAGAAGGGUAUAGUGGUGAAGGACACACGAUGCUCCUACCCGCGCUCACUACAGGGCCAAUUGAUAACCUCACUCAAACCUGAAAUGCUCACCUGUGAUGCACCUCUGGAGCUCCCCUCAUUCCAAAUGACUCCUUCCCAGCAUCAGAUAGUUUUUCAGGGGGACAGCCUACCCUUCCAGUGCUUGGCCUCCUUUGUGGACGAAGACAUGCAGGUGCUCUGGUAUCAGGAUGGCAAGAUGGUGGAGUCUGAUGCUACGCAGGGAAUCUCCAUAGAGAAGAGCAUGGUGCAGAACUGCUCCCUUAUUGCUAGUGCUCUGACCAUCUCAAACAUUCAGCCAGGCUUUACAGGAGACUGGGAAUGUCGAGUGCGUACUAGCCGAGGCAACAACACCCGCACGGUGCACAUUGUUGUUUUGGAGAGCGCUGCCAAAUACUGUGCUCCUGAACGGGUGUCCAACAAUAAAGGAGACUACAGAUGGCCUCGUACACUGGCAGGCAUCAUGGCGUACCUGCCCUGUUCACGACAGGUAACCGGCACAGGCAUCUAUUCGGGCAGCUCAGCUGAAGACCGGCGUGCCAGGAGACGAUGUGACCGCAGUGGGCACUGGGCUGAGGACGACUACUCCCGCUGCGAGUACAUAAAAGACACCACUCGUGUGCUUCACAUCAUCAACCAGAUGGCUCUGAACCUGACAAAUGCAGUGCAUACAGCACAGCAGCUUCUAGCUUACACAGUAGAAGCUCCUAAUUUCUCAGACAAGGUGGAUGUGAUCUACGUGGCUGAGAUGAUCGAGAAGAUAGGGAAGUUUGCAGAGAAAUACAAAGAGUUAGGGGAUGUGAUGGUGGAUAUUUCCAGUAAUCUGAUGCUGACUGAUGAGCGAGUGCUGUGGAUGGCACAGAAGGAGGCUCGGGCUUGCUCACGCAUCAUUGAGAGUCUACAAAGGAUCGCAGUUCUCCGUCUGGCUGGCGGCGCUUAUUAUACUAACUCCCACAAUAUUGCCAUGGAGUCGCAUGUGAUCAAGGCCAGCAGCUUUAACGGCAUGACCUGCACACUGUUCCAGAAGAUGGCGCCAGAGCGCACUCUGAUUCCUCACCUGGGGCACUUAAACCCUGACAUGAACCUGGACCGGCAGCUCAGUUUCAAAUGCAACGUCACUAGCAAUCUCUCUGCCCUGGCCCUAAAGAACACUAUAGUGGAGGCGUCUGUGCAGCUGCCUCCGUCUCUCUUCCCUCUGCGCAACUCAAGUCAACCUGACGAUGGCAUUUAUAAGUUGCAGCUGCUGGCUUUCCGCAACGGCAAGCUUUUCCCCCCUACAGGCAACUCAACCAAGAGAAGGAGUGUCGUCACUCCGGUCAUCCUCACCAAGAUCGAGGGUGUCCCCCUGCAGCCCCUGCGCAGUCGUGUAAACGUCACCCUGCGGCGCUUUGUGCAGGGUUUGGACCCUGUGGCCGCACACUGGGAUUUCGCUGCUCAGGAGGGUCAGGGUGGCUGGCAGUCAGAUGGCUGCACCAUCCUCCAACAUGACUCCAACUUCACCACACUUUCGUGUGACUCGCUCAGUAACUACGCUGUUCUGAUGGAUCUGACCAGGACAGAGCCCACCAUGCACAGCUUUAAACUUCUUUACCCAGUCACUUACAUCACAGCAAUCAUGCUUAGUCUCUGCCUGCUGGCCAUCAUCAUCAGCUACAUUUAUCAUCAAAAGUCUGUGUGUAUUAGCAAGAAGUGCUGGCACAUGCUGGUGAACCUGUGCUUGCAUAUCCUCCUUACCUGUGCUGCAUUUGCUGGGGGAAUCAACCAGACUUCCUAUGCCACUGUGUGUCAAGGGGUAGGGAUAGUGCUACAUUACUCCACCCUGGCUACUGCCUUGUGGUCGGGCGUCACGGCUCGGAACAUCUACAAGCAGGUCACACGCAAGACUAAGCAAUAUGAAGAGCUGGAUGAGCCUCCUCCCCCACCCAGACCCAUGCUCAGGUUCUACUUGAUAGGUGGAGGCAUUCCCGUAAUUGUUUGCGGCAUAACUGCAGCUGCUAACAUUAAAAACUAUGGAGGCCGACCCGGUGCACCUUAUUGCUGGAUGGCGUGGGAGCCGAGUUUGGGUGCAUUCUAUGGUCCACUGGCCUUCAUCAUCUUUGUGGACUGCAUGUACUUCCUGAGUAUUCUUCUUCAGCUACGGCGUCACCCAGAAAGACGAUUUGAGCUUAAAGAACAGUCGGAGGAGCAGCAAAGACUCUCUGUGACUGAGAUUGCUGCUGGUCCCUGUGCAGAAUCAUCUGGGCCAGUAUCUCUGUCAGCACUUGAGAAUGAGCACACGUUCUUAGCGCAGCUUUUUGGUGUGGCCGGAGCUUUGGCACUCUAUGCACUGCUUUGGCUGUUUGGUGCCUUGGCUGUUUCUCAAGAAUACCCUUUGGAUUUGGUUUUUUCCUGCCUCUUUGGUGUGGUUGCUUUGGCUCUUGGAGCCUUCCUUGUUGGCCAUCACUGUGUUACACGGCAAGACAUGCGUCGCCACUGGGCACAGGCUUGCUGCCUUGGACACCGAAGGUAUGCCAUGCAGGUUGACGCCCUCCUGGCACCAAUGACUGGGGCCUCUGGGGACGGGUCAACUAAUACAGGAAACGGUGAGGUAGCACGAUGCCAUACAAGCGCAACCGAGUCAUCUUGUACUAACAAGAGUACUCAAAGUGUGCGCAACUCCACCCAAGGCUGCAAGCUGACCAAUCUGCAAGUAGAAGCAGCUCAGUGCAAAACAAUUCCUGCACCACCGAACGGCACGGCUUUAUUAGACAACAGCUUAACCGAACACUCUUUGGAUAAUGAGAUCAAGAUGCAUGUUGCUCCAGUGGAGGUUCAGUAUCGUCCCAAUAUUGGCAGCAAUGGCCACCCUGGAUUGGGAAGUGCCAAUGGCAACAUCAACGGACACCCCGGGAGGCACCACAAGAACCGAGCACGGGCACACCGUGCAAGUCGACUCACUGUUUUGCGGGAAUAUGCCUACGAUGUGCCCACCAGUGUAGAAGGCAGCGAGCAUAGCGCUCCCCAGCGACGCCACCAUCAAGAAAGUCUGCACGCCCGUAACAGCCGCCGUGCUGCAUAUCUGGCAUACCGUGAGCGCCAGCAGAGCCAGCUCCAACAGGACAGCAGCGACGCUAGUGCUAGCUUGCCCCGUCGCACUCGCCAGUUCGACAGGGGUGCCAACAAAGGCACAAGCACCAGUGUUGUCAACGGCCUCGGAAAAAGCCGUUUCCGGAACAGUCUGGGAAGUGUCCUUGGUAGUGGGACGAUUAUCAGCCAAAGCAAUGGGGUUAGUAAAGGAUGUGAAGAAGGGAAGGAACCUGAAAAUGAAAUGUCGAGCUCAAUCAAAGACUGCCCAAAGCAGCCCCUUCCUGUAGAACUCGAAGUUCAGCCAAAGUCAUAUGGACUGAACCUGGCGUCAGAGAAUGGACUUGCUAAAAGUUCAGAGAGGCAACAGAACCUGUCACCUCUCAAUACAGACAGCACAGCUGCCAUUAAGACUGGUUUGUGGAAACAUGAAACUACAGUGUAGCAACAUUUCCAUCCUCAGAGACUGCUAUUUACACUUUUUCUGUCAAACUGUGAACUUAAAAAAACAAAAAACAAAAAAAUACUUUGCAUUUUUAAUAGUAAAUUUUAAGUGUUUUAAGAAAACAGAUUUUAUAAAUGAGUUGGUUUGAAGAAGUCACCUCUUAGUAUACCACUUGCUAAUUGUUGUAGACGAUCUAUAAAUGAUCUAUUUUUAUAUCGUUUAUUUCUUUUUCACAUGUGCACACGAUUUUGUAUGAUAAGGUGCACAACAGUUGGGCAAAGCUAGAGUUGGUCUUCUGUUUGAACCUUUUCUGGCGUAAUGAAGCAGUUGCAAAAUGCAUUUGUGAAAUAAAAAAAGAAUUGUUUAAAAAA
This is a messenger RNA of Silurus meridionalis, 5612 nucleotides long. Its product is annotated as adhesion G protein-coupled receptor A3-like. Gene Ontology annotation, molecular function: protein binding; G protein-coupled receptor activity. Gene Ontology annotation, cellular component: plasma membrane; external side of plasma membrane. Gene Ontology annotation, biological process: cell surface receptor signaling pathway; G protein-coupled receptor signaling pathway. NCBI's taxonomy places the organism in Eukaryota, Metazoa, Chordata, Actinopteri, Siluriformes, Siluridae. The record is from RefSeq and is a predicted model, not a curated record. The coding region runs from base 1012 to 5241 and encodes 1409 amino acids. The transcript has 19 exons.